Messenger RNA from Nyctereutes procyonoides (raccoon dog), 3431 nucleotides. It is a transcript of the gene NTNG2, whose product is annotated as netrin G2. The coding region runs from base 727 to 2418 and encodes 563 amino acids. The record is from RefSeq and is a predicted model, not a curated record. The transcript is spliced from 10 exons. NCBI's taxonomy places the organism in Eukaryota, Metazoa, Chordata, Mammalia, Carnivora, Canidae.
CCGGCCGGCAGCCCUCCGGCCCGCGCCCCCACCCAGCGCCGGCCAGGGCGGGCGCAGCGCCCGCGGGCGGCGGUCCUCGGCCUCCCGGGUCUGCGCUCCGGGGAGCGGCUCCGAGCCGGGGUGUUGCUAAUGAGCUCUCUCCUCCCCUCUUACAAUGAAAGACGAGCCAGCCCCCGGGUACCUGGAUGGAUUGAGAGCUGAAGUGUCAGAAACUUCAUAAUAAGUUGCCGAUGGCUACCAGCCAAGGCUGGAGGGUUGUUUUGCAGUUGUGUUGAGCACAUCACCCAUUAAGGGCCCUUUAAAGACCCGGAUUGAUUGGAAGGACGAAAAUUAAAAGCAAUCUGAUCCGGCCUCAUGCCAGAUCCCUGAGGAUUUGCUCCCUAUCCCAUUUCCUCCACUGUCACAAUUUGAGAGCCUGCCUGAUUUGAUCAGAUUCACCUCUGGGAGAGGUUAAUGCCAAGGUUAGGAGGACACGAAGUUACGGGCAACUUUUUGAUCUGCCCAUCAGCAGUCUGAGAAACGCUGGCUCUGAGUUUUCCGAAUCGGCCUUUGGGAAGAAACAAGUUCCUCGCUCCUUGCAACCUGGCACUGCUCGAGGCCCUGGGACAUCCAGCCACCGUUGCCUGAUACAUGUGGCACUUCCAUGCUGAGGCCCAGAGUCCCGCCUGACCCAGCCGCUGCCUCUCCAGGGCCUCUCUGGGCCACGCCCCUUCCGACUGCGCAGCCAUGCUGCACCUGCUGGCACUUUUCCUGCACUGCCUCCCGCUGGCCUCUGGGGACUACGACAUCUGCAAAUCCUGGGUGACCACAGAUGAGGGCCCCACCUGGGAGUUCUACGCCUGCCAGCCCAAGGUGAUGCGGCUGAAGGACUAUGUCAAGGUGAAGGUGGAACCCUCAGGCAUCACGUGCGGAGACCCCCCUGAGAGAUUCUGCUCCCACGAGAACCCCUACCUGUGCAGCAACGAGUGCGACGCCUCCAACCCAGACCUGGCCCACCCGCCCCGGCUCAUGUUCGACAAGGAGGAUGAGGGCCUGGCCACGUAUUGGCAGAGCGUCACGUGGAGCCGCUACCCGAGCCCGCUGGAAGCCAACAUCACCCUGUCGUGGAACAAGAGCGUGGAGCUGACGGACGACGUGGUGGUGACCUUCGAGUACGGCCGGCCCACAGUCAUGGUCCUGGAGAAGUCCCUGGACAACGGGCGCACGUGGCAGCCCUACCAGUUCUACGCCGAGGACUGCAUGGAGGCCUUCGGGAUGGCCGCGCGCCGGGCCCGCGACCUGUCGUCCUCGGGCGCCCACCGCGUGCUGUGCACCGAGGAGUACUCGCGCUGGGCGGGCUCCAAGAAGGAGAAGCACGUGCGCUUCGAGGUGCGGGACCGCCUGGCCAUCUUCGCCGGCCCCGACCUGCGCAACAUGGGCAACCUGUACACGCGGCUGGAGAGCGCCAAGGGCCUCAAGGAGUUCUUCACCCUCACGGACCUGCGCAUGCGGCUUCUGCGCCCCGCGCUGGGGGGCACCUACGUGCAGCGGGAGAACCUCUACAAGUACUUCUAUGCCAUCUCCAACAUCGAGGUCAUUGGCAGGUGCAAGUGCAACCUGCAUGCUAACCUGUGCUCUGUGCGGGAGGGCAGCCUGCAGUGUGAGUGUGAGCACAACACCACAGGCCCCGACUGCGGCAGGUGCAAGAGGAACUUCCGCACGCGGUCCUGGCGCGCCGGCUCCUACCUGCCGCUGCCCCACGGCUCUCCCAAUGCCUGUGCUGCUGCAGGCUCAGCUGUUGGCACUGUGGGCACCUCGGCCGCCGCCCCUGCCCCAGCCUCCAAACCUUUCCAGCUCAAGCCCAAAUCUGCUCAAGUGGUGCCCAUUGAAGAGUUCCAAGACUGUGAGUGCUACGGCCACUCCAACCGCUGCAGCUACAUCGACUUCCUAAACGUGGUGACCUGUGUCAGCUGCAAGCACAACACGCGAGGCCAGCACUGCCAGCACUGCCGUCUGGGCUACUACCGGAACGGCUCCGCCGAGCUGGACGACGAGAACGUGUGCAUCGAGUGUAACUGCAACCAGAUCGGCUCCGUGCACGACCGGUGCAACGAGACCGGCUUCUGCGAGUGCCGCGAGGGCGCAGCGGGCCCCAAGUGCGACGACUGCCUCCCCACGCACUAUUGGCGGCAGGGCUGCUACCCCAACGUGUGCGACGACGACCAGCUGCUCUGCCAGAACGGCGGCACCUGCCUGCAGAACCAGCGCUGCGCCUGCCCGCGCGGCUACACCGGCGUGCGCUGCGAGCAGCCCCGCUGCGACCCCGCGGCCGAGGACGGCGGCCUGGACUGCGACCGCGCGCCCGGGGCCGCCCCGCGCCCCGCCACCCUGCUCGGCUGCCUGCUGCUGCUGGGGCUGGCCGCCCGCCUGGGCUGCUGAGCCCGGCCCGGAGGACCCUGCGCCCGGGGAGCCGGGAGGGUGGUGCCCGGGGGUGCGGAGGCAGGCGUCCGAGGCCGGGGCGGCGAGAAGGGUGCGGCCCGAGCCGCUCCCAGGUGCUACUCCGCAGAGUCCUCCCGCCUCCUCCCCCGCGGCCCGUGGCCCCGCGCCCGCCCCCGCCCCCGCCUCCGCCCCGGCACUGCCCUCCGCCGCCGCAGGGGGGCGCUGUGCGGCCCCGGCCCCAGCAGCCCGCGACUUGGGUCUUAGUUUUUCUUUUGUAUCACCCGCCGCCCCCACCCUUUUCUUCGCUGGCGGCGGGAAGGGGGUGGGGGGGGGGGAGAAACGCUGCUCACCCCCCUCCACGCCUCCAGGUCCCGCCUCCCAACACGCGCACACACGCGCACACACACCCACACACACACACUCACUCACUCACACGCGCGCGCGACUGUUGCGGAGACCCCCUGCGCCCGUCCCUGGCUUGCGGUCGGCCGGAGGACCUGCAGGUCCAGUUGCCUACAACUCUUCUUUCUUUGUUUUCCUUUGCAACAACCCGCCAGACUCCGUGAGGCCUGGUGACCAAGGAACUCACCGUCUGGGGGAGGGAGUUAGGAAGGAGGGUUGGGAGGGCUGGAAACUGGUUUGUAGAGGACUAUUUUUGUUUGUAUUAAUCGUCCCGCGUCAGGAGGACAUAAACCGCUGCAGGUGGUUGAUGGUGUAUAAUCCGACGGAGUAAAGAGUCUGCUCACUGCUGCCUCCAGGGCCUGUUUUCUGUGUUCCUUUACACCCGGCAGGUUUGGAGCUUAAGGAAGCCCACAAAGUAGUCUUGGAGAAUCCCUUCCCCUGUGAAGGCCACCACCUGCGCAGGCCUUCCUGUGCCUUAGACCGGGCAGGGCCCCUCCCCGCAGGUGUGGUUAGCAGAGCCCCUUAACCCCAGCCCUGACCCACAUUAGGAGCUUCCUCUCCGUCCUUUCCCUUUAAAAAAAAAAAAAAAUCCAAAGUUUAUUGGCGCUUUU